ACAUUACAUAAUUAUAACAUACCGAAUCCCGACGAGUUUCUUGAGCAGUAAACCAACUCCAAACCAGCUGAGAAAACGACUAAUAAAACACUAAUUUUUGUACUAAUUUUCUGUAAAGUAGCAAUAGGGGAAGUGGAGGUCAGUAUUUAUAGAAAUUUUUUUUUGCAAUCACCGCUCUGGACAAAAACAGUGAUGUGUUCACCGCCAUUGUCCUCAGCGGUGAUUGCUUGGUAGCUGUGACCUAAUUUCCACCUACCAGGCCGGUAAAACGUGUCAAUUAUCACCGCUUUACACAUCAGCGAUGAUAUCAUCGCUUUACACAUCAGCGGUGAUAAGGUCUCCUUUCACCGUUUUGGUACAAAGCGAUGAUGCUUUCAUCGCUUUUAACCAAGACAGUGAUGUAAUCACCGUUUUGGUCCAAAACGGUGAAAGGAUCAUCGCUUUUGUCCAAGACAGUGAUAGCAUCACUGUUUUGGUCCAAAGCGAUGAUACUAUCACCGUUUUGGCCAAAAACGGUGAUUACUUUCACUGUCUUGGUUUGCAGCGGUGAUAACCAAACUGCUGUAUUUUGGGAAAUAAUUUUAUAAGUACUGUAUUUUGGGAAUUUUUUUUAAUAAUUGGUGUAUUAUGGGGUUUUUUCCCCUAUCAACAAGGGAAUCAAUUUCCCCAAUUGCAAUUAUUGUUUCCUUCACCGAUUUGCAGUCACGGUAACCUAGAUAAAGAAGGAACAUGUAUGAGUUCUGUUUGCGUUUGAGAGCUAAGUUCAUUAUUACGGAUUGCUUUAGUUAAUUAAUUGUCCCUAAAUAAUUAACACCUUUUGUCCGUAAGUCCCACUCAGCAUGAGGGAACUUUGAUGUUUGCGGUGGGGAAUGUGUAGAGAUAAGGAAAAAGAGGGUUUUUUCUUUUGGGUUUUUUUUCCAAGAGCACUUUUACUAUGCUAUAUAGCAUUGCUGUUUAUUGUACAACUUAAAGUUGUAUCAUAACAUUAAAUGUAUAAGUUUAGGUUGUACCAUAAAGCAAUUUGUAUCAUUAUGUUAUGGUACAACUUUACAACUUGAAGUUGUACUAUCACAUAAAAGUACAAGUUCAAGUUGUACCAUAAAAGAAUUUGUACAAAAAGUAUAGGUACAAUCUGAAAUUGUACCAUAACGUAAAUGUACAAUUUUAAGUUGUACCAUAAAAACAAAACCCAAUAGCACAAAUACUAUAUAGCAUUGUAAAAUUUCUCCUUUUCUACUGGUGAAUAGAAGCUAGAUCUCGGCUUUGUCGCCGCUUUGUGUCGCGGCUGCUUUCAGAGCCAAUGGAGUCCAAGAACGAUGAAGAAAGGCUAGACGUAAUAUGGGCCAGGCUAAAUCCGUCCUUCCAUUGGCUAUAAUUGAAAGAAUCGAUCUUCUUAAUUUGGGCCCGCAAGUUCUAGUUUCGUGGGUUCUUUAAUUGUUAUUCUGUUGUGUAAAAUCCAAAUAUAACUUAACCCUCCUUUUCCUUAUGGGUGAAAUAACGAGGCCGAGAGGAAUGAUGAAAAAAUCCACCCUGGUGACGUAGAGUUAGAGUGGUGGAUCCAGGUCGUGGGUGUCGGCUCCUUAAGUGCUGGAACGGACACCUUCUACUCCUCCGAUUGGUGGAAGCUGUGAAAGAAAAAAUGUUUGGAAAUUGAGAGGCUAGAUGUGGUGCUAGCUAUUCGUGCAAAUUGAGAAUGCAUCGAUUCAUUGAAAAAAGAUAAUAAUCAAAACCUUCUUUAUGAAUCAUUAUGAUGAAUGAUAAGCGGAUCUAUUUCACUUGAAUUCUAUGCAUGGUAUAGAGAAACUCAUAUGAAUACGAGAAAGUAAAUGGAAUUGAUGCAUGUAUAUAUCGACAUUGAAAUGUAUUAUCUCGAUGAUUAGAGUAUAAAUAUAAUACAUGUGGAAUAGAAUGAUUUUUUUAAAUGCGUGCAUAUAUGGGAAGAAUAUAUGGGAAUAGAAAGGGUUAAUUGCCCAUUGUGACGAUAUUGCAAGAACUACUGUUGUCAGUACUACAUGAACCACUAAGGUUGCUCUGAAACAUUAAGUUUCAAGAAUGGGAGCAACAAGUCUAACCAUAUCCACACCAGUUAGAAUGGUAUACUCUUCGUGGUAACCAAGAGAUUGCCAAUCAAUCCUCUAAGAAUGACGCUAUUUUUCCCUGCUAUGAUUGCGGGAAACUAGGUCAUAUGACACGAAAGUGUAUGAACAAGUUUACAUGGUAUCAUCAUUAACUUGAGUAAAGAAGAGGAUUGGUAAUAGAGGAUGACCUUUAUGGUAACUCUAAAGAAUGGUUGGUGGAGAAUGAUGCCUCAAGGCAUCUGUAUGAUAAACAAGUUAAGCUCAAUCAUACAUUAUUGAUGUGUGAGAAGAGAGUGUUGUUGGAUUCAACCUUCAUUACUAUUGUUGAUGGUCCUCGAAAGUGGAAGAUAACCUUACCUCUAGAAAGUCGUUGACUAUGCUAGAUGUAAGGAAUGAUUAAGUAAAUAAAAUGAAUUCUUCCAAGUGUCAGUGUGAAGAAUUAGAAUAUCCAAAGUAACAUUCCCAUAUUAUUAUUGGAUACUUUAGAUAAAUUUGAAUUUGUAUCCAAGUUGAAUGACCCAUAAAAAUAUCUUUAGAAAAUUAGAAUCGAAAGAUUUUAUCUAUCUUGAUAAUGGGUAAACAUGAUGGAAAGGCAAUAAAUAAUUUAUUGUUUUUUUAGAGUGAUAUGAUUGUCUGCCUAGUUAUUUGAGAUGUAAAUGUCUUGAAAUGCUUUAACACAUUAUUAAUGACUGAACUGAUUAUUCGAUAUCUUGUAUGCUAGCAGUAGAGCUAAAGAAUCAGUGUAAUAUGAUAUGAGUGUGUUUUAUUCGUCGUGUCGUCAAUAGUAAAACACAUAGGUACAAUUAAUGGAAUACUCAUUAUGUUGUGAAAUCCAUUAUUGCCAAUAGACUUCCAUUUAAAAUCAAGAAAUAGUGGGGGUAAUGUUCUACCUACUAUUAGAAAUAAUGGAUCUAGUGGGGGUAAUGAUUCUGAGUAUGAGCUUAGAAGAGACAAAUGAACCACAAAUCACGAAAGGAUUUUGGUAAUGAAUUUGUUAUUUACACCCUAAGAAAGAAAGAUCCUACAAGUCUGCUAGAAGUUCGAACUCUCAUCAAGAUGCAGAUUUGUGGGAGAAUCCUUUAUUAAGGAAAUGGAAUUAUUGGAGUCUAAUAAGACUUAGAAUCUUGUAGAGUUACCUCUCGGUCGUAAGUCGUGGGUAAUAUAGCGAUGGAAUCGAACAAGAUUCGGCAUCUUUGAGAACUACCUCUUGACAAUGAAUCCAUGGGUAAUAAAUGGAUGUUUAAAUGAAAAUCGAAACCUGAUAGUUUAGUUUAUGAGUAUAAGGAUCGUAUAGUAGCUAAGGCUUAGGAGAAGAAGGGAAAAUUGUAGAUUUCUUUGAUAUCCAUUCGCCAAUAUGUAGAAGAACAUUCAUGUGUUGUGUAUCAUAUGAAUGUUAAUGGUGAAUUAGAUAAAGAAAUCUACAUGAGACUACCUAAGAGGUUGUUAUUUUUGAACAUGUUUCUAGAGUCUAUGGUUAGACAAAUCAUGAUAGAAUUUGAAUUAGACUCAGAAACAGUGGCAUGAACAAACAAGUUCUCUCUCAUGGUUUUAAAAUGAAAGUGACAAGUUCAUUAAGUACAAAUUUGAGAAUGAACUUGCAUUAUGAAUGACACGUCGAUCUUUGGUACAAAGACUCGUGAUGUCAAUAUUACGAUGAUGUUUGAGAAUUUUGAAUGUGAAGGACAUGAAUGAAGCAUGUGUUAGGCUAGGAGAUCCAGGUGACUAUGACAAUGAAAUAGAUUUCCUAUAGAUUAGUUUAACUAUAUAGUUAAGAUCUAGAAGAUAUACAAGUUGUACGCUUGCAUAAAUGGUUGAUGAUGUUAGUGUAAAUAUUAAUGAACACUCGAAAUGGUGUAAGAAACUAAGAAAGUUAGAAUAUACUAGCAUCGAUAGUCUGCCAGAGGCAACUAAUAAACAUGAGACCCAAUUUAGUGGUGGGUACUUGGCAGCCUUACUGAUUGUCCUAGUAUGAAGCAUUGAAUGCUAUUGAAAAGGGUCAUGAGACACCUUAAGAGAACAGUUGACCUUGAUAUAAGUUAUCAACGGUUUCUUGAUGUAUUGGUAGGGUAUAUUGAUGCAGACGAGAAUACCCUAUAGAGGAAUCCAAGGCAUCCAGUGGACAUGUUUUAAACAUCACUGGAAGAGUUGUGUCUUGGAAUUCUAAGAAGUAAAUGAUCCAAGCUCAAUCAACUAAGAAAUAAAAAAAGAUAGAGCUAGCAAUGGCUAGUAAAGAGGAAAGUUGAUUGAGAGGGUCAUUACUGGAGAUUCCCUUAUGGGAAAGACCAAUCCCUCCGGUAGUUGAUUCAUUGUAAUAGCACCGCAGCUAUUACUAAAGAAGGGGGCCGGUUCUAGAACGAAAAGAGACGACAAAUUCGUCGUAGGCACAGUACUGUAAGAGAACUCCUAAUGAUAGGAGCAAUGAGGGUAGAUCAGGUAAGAUCCUAACAGAAUCUAGUUGAUCCUUUGACGAAAGGAUUAUCUAGAGAGAAAAGUCCAAAAUACCACAAAGGUAUGAGACUUAUGCCUACCGAACCAUGGAUUACAAGUGAUGGUAACCCGACCCGAUAGACUGGAGAUCCCAAGAAACGGGUUGAAUGGGUAAUAACAAGUCAUGAGUAAUAUUGAGAAAAGUUCAUGCAUGGUGAAGCAUGAAUCCCAAAGCCUUGGAGGUUGAGUUAAACUCUUAAUGAGAUCUAUACUCUAUAUGGAGUGAAGUACUUUACCUUGGGGGUACUUCUGAUAGACUUACCUAUGUGAAUGUGGGAGUGAGGAAACUCCCUAUGGAACUUAGGAGAUACAAAGUUGCUAGAGCGUCCACUAAACUGGGAUAACGUGCAUGGCCAUAAACGCACGGCCUAUGAGAGAAUAUCACUCAAUGAAAAGAUCUGGUGUUCUACAUUGUCUGAGAUAGGGUUCAAGACUACGAGUCACCCUUAUGAAAUCAGAAGUGUAACCACUACGCUAAGGUUCAAAUCUUCGCGAUACCUUAGCUUAUGCCCGAUCUUAUGGAACCGUUGAUGCUCAAGAUAGUUUCAAAACUAUUCAAGUGGGGGAUUGUUGGGAUGAAUAGUUUUGAAAAGCUAUAAAUGAAAUUCCUAAUUAAUUAUACAGUAUUUUCCCAUAAUACGAAAAUAAGAUGGAUGAUUAAUAAAAGGAAUAUUAUGGA
Linum trigynum is the source of this 5244-nucleotide messenger RNA. NCBI's taxonomy places the organism in Eukaryota, Viridiplantae, Streptophyta, Magnoliopsida, Malpighiales, Linaceae. The record is from the annotation of a GenBank genome assembly.